Molecule: messenger RNA, 1641 nt
Organism: Lepidothrix coronata (blue-crowned manakin)
Lineage: Eukaryota; Metazoa; Chordata; Aves; Passeriformes; Pipridae
Gene: METRN
Product: meteorin, glial cell differentiation regulator
Exons: 4
Coding region: 116-955 (279 amino acids)
Biological process (GO): glial cell differentiation; positive regulation of axonogenesis
Molecular function (GO): hormone activity
Source: RefSeq, a predicted model, not a curated record
CCCUCCUGCCAGCCAGCCCAGGGAGCUGGGAGCACACGCACACGCGCGUUUGCACACACGCACACGCGUGUCACCAGCGGAGCCUGUUAAAGAGACACGGUCGCCCGUAGCGAUAAUGGAUCGCGAUGGGAUCGCACUGGCACCGGGAGAAGCGAGUGGGCUGUCACAGGAGGCAGGCAGCGUGGAGCAGCUGUCCCUGCACUGCGCCGAGGGCUCUCUGGAGUGGCUGUACCCCACGGGGGCCCUUCGUCUCCGCCUGACCCCCCGCCUGCCCCCCACCACCGCCGCUGUCAAGGGCGGGAGCCCCCAGCACGUCACCGCCUGCGUCAAACCCACCGGGACCUUCCGUGGGGCUCAGCUUUACCUGGAGAGGGAGGGGGUGCUGGAGCUGCUGCUGCCAGAGGCCCCCCGGCCCCGUGCCCGCUGUUUCAGCUGGCUGCCCCAGGAGAAGGUGGCCCUGUUCCUACAGGCCACCCCACACCCCGACAUCAGCCGCCGCAUCGCCGCCUUCCGCUACGAGCUGCGGGGGGACUGGCUGGCCCGGCCGGCCCUGCCCACCGCCAGCCUCGGUGCAGAGGGCGCGUGUCGGCCGUGCAACGACACCGAGAUCCUGAUGGCCAUUUGCACUAGUGACUUUGUGAUCCGUGGCAGCAUCCGGAGCGUGUCCAACGACGCGGAGCUGCAGGAAUCCAUCAUCGGGGUGAGCGCCACCCGCAUCCACCGACAGAAGUUCCCGCUUUUCCAGGUGGGCGGGCGGCCGGGGCGGCCCGUGGGCAGCAUCCGCACCCCCCUGCGCUGUGGGGUCAAGCCGGGCCCCGGCACCUUCCUGUUCACGGGGUGGCUGCAUUUCGGGGAGGCCUGGCUGAGCUGCGCCCCCCGCUACCGGGACUUCCAGCGCAUCUACGAGGGGGCCCAGCGGGCGCGCCAGAACCCCUGCGAGUUCCCCGUGGACUGAGCGGCUCCGGGAGUGCGACCCGGCCCCGCGGGACCUGGGGGACCCCUGGCGACGAGAGUACCCCGGGGGACACAGGGACGGUGCCCUGAGGGAGCGCAGCACAUCCAUCCUCGCCGUAUGGCCGGACUGUGGCAGCACCUGCCGGCGGGCUCGGGGGUUCUGGGAAAAUCUUGCUGCAGGAGAAGGGAUUUUCCCAGGGCGCAUUUGUCCGUGGGCCCCAGGGACCUGCCUGGGUGAGGGGUGCAGUGGCACGGGGUUGGGGCUCCCAGGGGACUGGGCUGCUGCAUGCUCAGGAGAUGCUGUGGGGCAAGUGGGUCUGGCACCAGGGGCAGCCAGACCCCCAGACCCCGGCAGGGCUCGAGGGUGGGUGGCCGUGGUGGCCAGUCCAGGGACAUGGUGGGCACAAUGGGGUGUGGAAGGGCCAGGAGAUGGAUUUGCAAUGUUGAGGGUGGAAGAGGGAGUGGGCAGCAGCGAGCCUGGCCCUGGCCCUGCCUGCAAUGCAGGGCACAGGCAGGAGCUGUGGAGCGGAUGCUGAGGAAGAGGAGUGAGGCCGAAGGGAGCAAGGGGAAUGGUGAGGUGGGAAGAAGGCUGAGCAGAGGUGCCCUUGGCACAGCCAGGGCGGGACCAAAGCGCCAAUGCAGGGAGGUGCUGUGGGAACAGGGAGAGGUCACUGUGCCACCCGUCAC